This is a messenger RNA of Anopheles moucheti, 6126 nucleotides long. It is a transcript of the gene Sec71, whose product is annotated as brefeldin A-inhibited guanine nucleotide-exchange protein 1. The record is from RefSeq and is a predicted model, not a curated record. Gene Ontology annotation, biological process: regulation of ARF protein signal transduction. Gene Ontology annotation, molecular function: guanyl-nucleotide exchange factor activity. The transcript has 3 exons. NCBI's taxonomy places the organism in Eukaryota, Metazoa, Arthropoda, Insecta, Diptera, Culicidae. The coding region runs from base 580 to 6126 and encodes 1848 amino acids.
AAAGAGUGUGUGCGAGAGUGGUUUAAUUUAUUGAUGGUAUAAGUUUGGCCGAUACAUACAGUCCAAAGUUAGUGAAAGUUUUGCCCGAAGAAUGGUGCAGACGUGUUGAGUUGCACUCAGGUCACUCCCAUAUUCCCCAUUGCACCUAACCGAUUUGCAGCCUCGAUUCGGAUCGGAUUUCCCAUUCAGUGUGGCUGUAAGCCACGAAGCAUCCGUCCAAACUUUACUACGUCUGACGGAUACGCUUUGCUGGUGAAAGAUACGGGGUACCCUUUGGUUCGUGACGAAAAGCGCUGUAAUCAAACACUUUCAUUAACAAUGGUUCCAAAUUGGGUGAUGCGUUUCCGGUUGCUAAUUUCCACUUGCUAAAACGAAAUACUUGCGUAGACCAUCCACAACACCAUGCAGCGGAUACUGGGGGAAAUCGUGUGAAGGAUAAACCGUCACAAUAAUAUCUGGAUAGUUGGAGGAAAACAGACCUACAGCGAAAAAAGGAAAAGUUGCAUCCGGUGAGUUGAUGCAUUCAAUUCGUUCGGUGCCAUCGAGUGCGAGGACACAAGAGAAAAAACGGAGAAAACUAUGCAAACUGCGACCGGCAGCGUAGGAAAAACGAGCAACACAAGUAGCGGCGGAAGCAUUAGCAGUACGACAAAAGGCACGAACGGGACGACGACGGGAACGUUAACCACCGGCAGCAAUACUAGCGGAGCAACUACGGCAACGACAAAAACGAAAGAAAUGUUUAUCCUACGAGCGCUCGAAAAGAUCCUCAGCGAUAAGGACAUCAAACGUUCCCAUCAUCUUCAGCUAAAACGUGCAUGCGAUGUGGCACUUGAGGACAUUAAGGAGGAGUUGAAGCAAGCGGGACACACCGAAACCAAUGGCGAAACACCAGUUCCAUCGGCGGCGCUGCCGCUACCGAAGAACGAUUCGGGCAACAUCAUCAAUGCGGAAAAGUACUUCCUUCCGUUUGAGCUCGCCUGCCAAAGUCGUACACCGCGCAUCGUCGUGACGGCACUGGAUUGUUUGCAGAAGCUGAUCGCUUAUGGUCAUCUGACCGGCAACAUUCCCGACUCGUCGAAUCCGGGCAAAUUCCUGAUCGAUCGAAUUGUUACCACGAUAUGCAAUUGCUUUAUGGGUCCACAGACCGACGAGGGUGUACAGCUGCAGAUCAUCAAGGCAUUGCUGACGGUCGUCACCUCACAACAUGUCGAGGUACAUGAGGGAACGGUACUGCAGGGCGUUCGGACCUGUUACGACAUCUAUCUGUCGAGCAAAAACCUCAUCAACCAAACAACGGCCCGGGCCACCCUUACGCAGAUGCUGAAUGUGAUUUUCACGCGCAUGGAAAAUCAAGCUUUCGAAGCAAUUGCGUCCGCUGGUGCGGCAAAUUCCGUGGCAACGGGGAGUAGUAGCUCGACCUUACAGAGCACUUCACCCAACAAUAGUUCCGUUGCGGGAACGGCGGGAACGGACGAAUCUCCCACGCAGCUUAGCUCGGUAGUGAAUCCGACAGAGGAGAAACAUCCGGAUUACGAUACGGUCCGGGCGAUCGUGGAAGAAAUUGUUGAUAAUGUGAUAGCACAGGCUGCUUCGAACGUUGAAGGCGUUGAGAGCGUACUUUCGGGUAGCGUGAGCGAACCUGCAAUAAACAUCAAUGAAACGAGUGAAACAGCCAGCAUCGGGGGAAUAUCGAUCGGUGGUGGUACUGAUUCGACAUCGAUUGCACGCGUCCCAUCGCAGGAAAGUAUGGAAGUGACGAGCGAGAACGAUAGCAUCGUGACGGCCAAAUUUACCCAUAUCCUGCAGAAAGAUGCCUUCCUGGUGUUUCGUGCACUAUGCAAGCUUUCGAUGAAACCGCUUCCCGAAGGACAUCCGGAUCCAAAGUCCCACGAACUGCGGUCGAAAAUACUUUCCCUGCAUCUGUUGCUAUCGAUCCUGCAGAACGCUGGCCCGGUGUUUCGUUCGAACGAAAUGUUCAUCAUGGCAAUCAAGCAGUACCUGUGUGUGGCUCUCUCGAAGAACGGCGGCAGCGCUGUACCGGAAGUGUUCGAGCUGUCGCUAUCGAUCUUCGUGGCACUGCUGUCCAACUUUAAGAUUCAUCUCAAAAAGCAAAUUGAAGUGUUUUUUAAGGAAAUUUUCCUGAACAUCCUCGAGGCGCCCAGUUCGUCUUUUGAGCACAAAUGGAUGGUCAUUCAGGCGCUGACCCGAAUCUGUGCGGACGCGCAAAGUGUGGUAGAUAUUUACGUUAACUACGACUGUGACUUUUCGGCCGCAAAUUUGUUCGAGCGCUUGGUGAACGAUCUGUCGAAAAUUGGCCAAGGUCGACAGGCGCUGGAGCUGGGUACGUCGGUUAAUCAAGAGAAAUCGAUGCGCAUUCGGGGACUGGAAUGUUUGGUGUCGAUCUUGAAGUGUAUGGUCGAGUGGAGCAAGGAUCUGUACGUGAAUCCAAACUCCCAGACUACACUCGGCGAUCCACCGUCGUCUGGUGGUACGGUAGUCGAACGUAAGAACAGUUCGCUUAACGUGAGUACCGGAUCGCCGGUAGAUGAUCAGGUUCAGGAGAUGUCUAUGAAAUCUCACGGCGGUUCAAGUGUUAGCAUUAAUUCUGUGGGAAGCACCAAUACAUCCGGAGGCAAUCGGGAGGUGCUCGAUCUGCCCGAAGAACUGGAAGAGCGAAAGCAACGCAAAGAAGUCAUGGAAACGGGUAUCGACAUGUUCAAUCGGAAACCGAAAAAGGGUAUCGCUUUUCUUCAGGAGCGUGGCCUGCUCGGAACGACGGUGGAAGAUGUGGCCCGUUGGCUGCACGAGGACGAACGAUUGGACAAAACGCAGAUCGGAGACUAUCUAGGAGAGAACGACGAGCAAAGCAAAACGGUCAUGUGUGCCUACAUUGACGCGAUGAACUUUGCCGAGCUAGACAUUGUGGCCGCGUUGCGCUACUUUCUCGAGGGCUUCCGGUUACCAGGUGAAGCACAGAAAAUUGACCGGUUGAUGGAGAAAUUCGCAUCGCGCUACUGUGACUGCAAUCCGAACAAUACGCUGUUUGCCAGCGCCGAUACGGUGUACGUGCUGGCGUUCUCUGUGAUAAUGCUGACAACGGAUCUGCAUUCGCCACAGGUGAAGCACAAGAUGACCAAGGAACAGUACAUCAAGAUGAACCGAGGUAUCAGCGACAAUAAGGAUUUGCCGGAGGAGUAUCUGUCUCAAAUCUACGACGAAAUUGCGGGCCAUGAAAUCAAAAUGAAGAAUACGGUUGCGAACAAACCGGCCGGCAAGCAAAUCAUUGUGAACGAAAAGAAGCGCAAGCUGCUGUGGAACCUUGAGAUGGAAGCACUCUCGACCACGGCAAAAAAUCUGAUGGAAUCCGUGUCGCACGUGAAAGCCUCGUUUACCUCUGCGAAGCAUCUAGAGCACGUUCGGCCGAUGUUCAAAAUGGCUUGGACAUCUUUCUUGGCAGCGUUCUCCGUUGGACUGCAAGAUUGUGACGAUCCGGAAAUAGCGUCCCUGUGUCUGGAUGGAAUUAGAUGCGCGGUGCGUAUUGCGUGCAUCUUUCACAUGAGCCUGGAGCGUGAUGCUUACGUGCAAGCAUUAGCCCGAUUCACACUCCUUACAGCUAACUCACCGAUCAAUGAGAUGAAGGCCAAAAACAUUGACACCAUCAAAACGCUUAUCAUGGUGGCGCAUACGGACGGGAACUAUCUCGGUUCGAGCUGGUUGGACAUUGUGAAAUGCAUUUCCCAUCUCGAGUUGGCGCAGCUUAUCGGAACCGGCGUGCGACCUGAGUUUCUGUCCGGGCCGGCAUCACACCGCGAUGCACUAGAUCCAUCCGCUAAAGAACAUAUCGGGGAAACGAGCUCGCAAAGCAUUGUCGUGGCGGUAGAUCGUAUCUUUACCGGUUCGAUUCGGCUGGAUGGAGACGCUAUAGUGGAUUUCGUAAAGGCUCUCUGCCAGGUAUCGCUGGAUGAGCUGACGCGUCCGCAGCCGCGAAUGUUUUCGCUGCAAAAGAUUGUCGAGAUUUCGUACUACAACAUGGGACGUAUUAGGUUACAAUGGUCCCGUAUCUGGCAAAUCUUGGGUGAACAUUUCAAUGCGGUCGGCUGUAAUACGAACGAAGAGAUUGCCUUCUUUGCGCUCGACUCACUGCGCCAGCUGUCGAUGAAGUUUAUCGAAAAGGGUGAGUUCACAAACUUCCGGUUCCAGAAGGACUUCCUGCGACCGUUCGAACACAUCAUGAAGAAAAACAAUUCGCCCGCGAUCCGCGACAUGGUGGUGCGGUGCGUGGCGCAGAUGGUGAACUCGCAGGCGCACAACAUCAAAUCAGGCUGGAAGAACAUCUUUUCGGUGUUCCAUCUGGCGGCGGGCGAUCACGAUGAAGCGAUCGUGGAGCUGGCGUUCCUAACAACCGGCAAGAUCAUUACCGACCUGUACCAGACCCAGUUCCACAUCAUGAUAGAUUCGUUCCAGGAUGCAGUUAAGUGCCUGUCGGAGUUUGCGUGCAAUGCUCGUUUCCCGGACACGAGCAUGGAAGCGAUUCGGCUCGUGCGGACGUGUGCGAUUUGUGUGAACGACUCGCCAAACCUGUUUGCCGAGCAUGCGGGCAUGGAAAACGAUGUGUCCGUGUCGGAAGAGGAUCGGGUGUGGGUACGUGGCUGGUUCCCGAUGCUGUUCUCACUCUCCUGCGUUGUGAAUCGUUGUAAGCUGGACGUCCGGACGCGUGGGCUAACCGUGCUGUUUGAGAUCGUCAAAACGCAUGGAGACGCAUUCCGGGCGAACUGGUGGCGUGAUCUGUUCAAUGUGCUGUUCCGUAUCUUCGACAACAUGAAGCUACCCGAACACCAAACGGAAAAGGCGGAAUGGAUGACAACAACGUGCAAUCACGCACUGUACGCAAUCAUCGACGUGUUUACACAGUAUUUCGAUAUGCUUGGUCCGAUGCUGCUGGCAGAUCUGUACUGUCAGCUGCACUGGUGCGUGCAGCAAAACAAUGAACAGUUGGCCCGAUCCGGAACGAAUUGUCUCGAGAAUUUGGUCAUCUCAAACGGGCUCAAAUUCAGCGAAGACACCUGGAGCAAAACCUGCCAGUGUAUGCUGGACAUCUUCAACAGUACGCUACCGAAUGAGCUUCUUACCUGGAAACCGGACCCAUUACCACAAUCGAUCGUUGGCACUGGUACACCUGCGAACGUUCCCCGUGUGCACGAGAACGGAGAUUUACCGAGACACGGCAUUCUAAAACGCUCGGGAUCUCAACAUUCAAUGCACGGUUUGCAAGAUCCUAACGCCGGCGAGCAAAGCAGUGUUACACAACUGGCGUCGAGCAGUGGCAACAGUGUCGCGAAUACGUCGGUACUCUUCUCCAACCUGCUUAUCAAAUGUGUCGUUCAACUCGAACUAAUACAGACGAUCGACAAUAUAGUGUUCUUUCCGGCCACCUCACGAAAGGAGGACGCAGAAACGCUCGCCCAGGCCACAGCCGAGCUUAGCGCGAUUAACCAGCAUGCAGCGUCCUAUCCGUCGUCCCUUUCCGGCGAGGAGUGCCAGCGGGAAGAGCAGGGCAUGUACAGCUAUCUGAACACACCCCAUCUUCUGCAGCUGGUCGACUGUUUGCUGCAGAGUCACCGGUUUGCGAAGCAAUUCAAUUCCAACAACGAUCAGCGGACGGUGUUGUGGAAGGCAGGAUUCAAGGGUUCGCUGAAGCCAAAUCUGCUGAAGCAGGAAACCCAAUCUCUUGCUUGCGUGCUGCGAAUACUGUUCAAGAUGUACAGCGAUGAGAACCGGCGGCGUGAUUGGCAGGAUAUAGAGAAGCGACUGAUCGGUGUAUGUACGGAAGCGCUGGACUAUUUCCUCUCCCUUCCAAGUGAACCGCAUCGGGAUGCGUGGACAUCAUUGCUGUUGCUCGUAAUGACACGGUUGCUGAAAAUGUCGGAUGCCAGGUUCGCGGCACACAUUGCCAGUUAUUAUGUGUUCCUGUGUGAUCUAACGUGCGUGGAUCUAAAGCCGGAACUGCGAACAGUAUUGCGACGUGUUUUCCUGCGCAUCAGCCCAGUGUUUGGAAUCUCGAGUGCCACUGCUGGAGCGUCCAAUGCAAAUGCGUCCAAUACGGUUCCUAUGGCAGCUACCUAG